AGUAGAUAAGGUAUUAGUUCACAUUCAAUGUCUUGCUCGAAAACAGAAGAGUAAAUCAUAUUUUAAAAGUAUUUUUAAUGGGUAUUAAUUUUAUUUGUACAGUGAUAAACAGAUUGCAGAAAUAAUGAGUAACAGAGGAUUCCAAUUUGCUAUUGAUAGAGGUGGUACAUUCACUGAUGUAUUUGCAAAAUGUCCUAAUGGCAAAGUGAGGGUUAUGAAACUACUGUCUGUAGAUCCACAAAAUUAUGAUGAUGCACCCCGAGAAGCUAUAAGGAGGAUAUUGCAAGAGGAAACAGGAAAUGCCCUAGACAAAAAUGGUAAAGUGAACUCCACACUAAUUGAAUCAAUAAGAAUGGGUACAACAGUAGCGACAAAUGCCCUGCUAGAGAGGAAAGGAGCAAAGAUGGCACUUGUUAUCAAUAAAGGUUUUAAAGAUUUGCUACUCAUUGGAAAUCAAGCUAGACCAAAUAUAUUUCAAUUAAAUAUAAAACGACCCGAAGUUCUAUAUAAAGAAGUAGUAGAAGUUGACUGUCGUGUUAUACCAGCAUUAGAAGAGCGUUGUCAAAUUGACAAAUCCAAACAGAACUGGAAAGAAGUACAGGGUACCACAGGUCAAAAGAUGCUGGUCAUAAAGGAUAUAGACGAGGAAGCGGUAAAGAAAGAUCUAGCCGCCUUGAGAGAGAAAGGGAUAGAUAGUAUUGCGGUUGUUCUUGCUCAUAGCUAUAACUAUCAGGAUCAUGAAGUGAGAAUUGGCAAGAUUGCAAGCAAUUUAGGUUUCUCUCAGAUAUCUCUAUCUCACUCUGUGACGUCCAUGGUGCGUCUAGUGCCUCGGGGGUAUACGGCCAGUGCCGACGCAUAUCUGACCCCGCAUAUAAGGGAAUAUGUGAGAGGUUUCUCUAAGGGAUUCACCGAUAAUUUAAAAAAUUCAAAUGUCUUAUUCAUGCAGUCUGAUGGCGGAUUAACUCCUAUGAAUUUAUUCAACGGAUCUCGUGCAAUAUUAUCAGGCCCCGCUGGAGGAGUUGUAGGUUAUGCUUUGACUUCAUACCAGAGAGAGACAAAUCUACCUGUCAUUGGUUUCGAUAUGGGCGGGACGUCUACGGACGUAUCUCGUUACGCGGGUACGUUGGAACACGUACAUGAAGCUACUACGGCCGGAGUGACCAUACAGGCGCCUCAGUUAGAUAUAAACACAGUGGCUGCAGGGGGAGGAUCAAUGCUGUUCUUUAGAUCGGGGUUAUUCGCAGCGGGUCCGGAGUCUGCGGGCGCGCAUCCCGGACCGGCUUGUUACCGCAAGAAUGGACCGCUCACCGUCACGGAUGCCAAUUUAUUACUUGGCCGUCUUCUGCCAGAGUAUUUCCCCAAGAUCUUUGGAGUUAAUGAAAACGAGUCGUUGGACAAAGAGGCCACGACGAAAGCUUUUACGAAUAUGACGCAUGACAUCAAUAACUUCCUAAGACAAGAUGGUGGCAAAGAGAUGACAAUGGAAGAUGUGGCAAUGGGCUUUCUGAAUGUCGCUAACGAGGCCAUGUGUAGACCUAUCAGAGCGCUAACAACCGCUCGUGGUUAUGAUGCACGUUCGCACGCUCUGUCAUGCUUCGGAGGCGCUGGGGGUCAGCACGCAUGCGCUGUGGCCAAACAGCUCGGCAUUACCACUGUUCUUGUCCAUAAAUACGCUGGUAUUCUAUCAGCGUACGGCAUGGCUUCAGCCGAUGUGGUACAAGAAGCGCAGAACCCGUGUGCCCUGGUGUACGCUCCUAAUAAUUUCGCCGAAUUGGAUAGACAACUGGAAGUGUUAGCUGGUGUCUGUAAGAGCAAGUUGAAGGAACAGGGCUUCAAGGACUCCCAAAUAGUGCUGGAGCCCUACUUGCAUCUCCGGUACUCUGGUACAGACUGUGCUUUAAUGGUCUCCCCCAGUACCGGAGAUUCCCCGCAUACAACUAGACAUGGGGACUUCUAUACUUCGUUUAUUAACAGGUACAAGAAAGAAUUUGGCUUCACAUUAUCAGAGCGAGAUGUUUUGGUGGACGAUGUAAGAGUCCGUGGGAUCGGUAGGAGUCAAGUUUUAGAAGAGAACGCGCCACCUAGCGGUAAAGGGACUCCGACGGUUGAGAAGACUGUGAAAGUUUACUUCGAAGGCGGCUAUCAAGUGACUUCUGUGUAUUUGCUGGAGAAGCUACAACCAGGCCAGGAAGUUCUAGGGCCCGCUAUAAUUAUGGAUAGUCUGUCUACUAUUCUGGUCGAGCCUGACUGCCGAGCCGUUAUAACGAAAUAUGGCGAUAUCCGUAUAACGAUCGGCGAGGGGAAACGCAAAGAAGUGUCGACGGAUUGUGACUCGGUCCAACUGAGUAUAUUUUCACAUAGAUUCAUGUCCAUCGCUGAACAAAUGGGGAGGGUGUUACAAAGGACGUCAAUAUCGGUGAAUAUAAAGGAGCGUUUGGAUUUCUCGUGCGCCUUGUUCGGCCCCGACGGGGGCUUAGUAUCGAACGCGCCACAUAUUCCCGUGCAUUUGGGAGCCAUGCAGGAAACGGUGCAGUACCAGAUGAAAGUCCGCGGUGACUCAAUGAAGCCAGGCGACGUGUUUCUCGCGAAUCACCCGAAAGCCGGGGGUUCCCACCUCCCAGAUUUGACUGUUAUAACGCCUGUUUUCCACAAUUCGAAAAAGCCGAUAUUCUUUGUGGCGUCGCGUGGUCAUCAUGCAGAUAUUGGGGGGUUGACUCCCGGAUCUAUGCCUCCUCACUCCACCAGUCUCGCUCACGAGGGGGCAGCUUUCAAGUCCAUGUUAUUGGUCGACGGAGGGAAAUUUAAUGAAGAAGAGUUGGUCAGAGAGCUGAUGAAACCUGGGGAAGUACCAGGUUGCUCGGGUACGAGGAACUUAACUGAUAAUUUAUCGGAUUUAAAGGCGCAAGUUGCAGCCAAUCAAAGGGGGAUCCAAUUAGUCGGUGAGCUGAUAGAUGAGUACACUCUUCCAGUAGUACAGGCGUACAUGGCGCACAUACAGAAGAACGCUGAAUUAGCAGUUAGGGAUAUGCUUAAGGAAAUUGCUAGAAAAUCUCUAAAAAACACGGGAACAAAAAUAUUAAAGGCCACCGAACACAUGGACAAUGGCAGUCCCAUAGUACUGACGGUCACCCUUGAUGAAGACCAGGGAUCAGCUAUUUGUGAUUUCACGGGAACUGGUAUAGAGGUUUGGGGUAACCUCAACGCCCCGAGAGCAAUUACUCUGUCUGCCAUCAUCUACUGCUUGAGGUGUAUGGUGGGACAUGAUGUACCACUUAAUCAGGGUUGCCUGAAUCCAGUGAAAGUGAUAAUUCCAGCAAACUCCAUUCUCGAUCCUUCAGAGGAAGCGGCUGUCGUAGGCGGUAACGUGCUGACGUCGCAACGGGUCGUCGAUGUUGUGUUGAAGGCUUUUCAGGUGUGUGCGGCAUCUCAAGGCUGUAUGAACAACUUGACAAUAGGAGAGAGUGAUUGGGGCUAUUACGAGACUGUGGCGGGGGGAAGUGGGGCGGGUCCAUCCUGGCACGGGACGGGUGGUGUACAUACACACAUGACGAACACUCGCAUCACGGACGUGGAAAUUGUUGAGACGAGAUAUCCCAUUCUGGUCACGGCGUUCUCCUUGAGACCCAAUUCUGGGGGUUCAGGUGUGUUCUGUGGUGGCGAUGGGGUGGUUCGAGAGCUGGUGUUUAGAAGGACUGUUCAACUCUCUGCUCUCACCGAGAGAAGAGUUUUUCAACCAUAUGGGAUUAAUGGUGGUUCAUCUGGAGCCGUGGGUCUGAACCUUCUGCAGAGAGCUGGUGGAAGACUUAUUAAUCUCGGAGGAAAGGCGUCCAUAGAGGCUUAUGCUGGGGAUAAAUACAUCAUGCACUCUCCCGGUGGAGGUGGCUUCGGAAAUGGCCUCAAACGGCCAAACGAAGAAACCGUUCAGUCCCAACAAAUGUUCCAGGAAAGAGGAAGCGUGUUCGAAUACCGGAAUGCGCAGGAGUCUACGUAAAACUAACAAAUAGCAUUUUUUCUAGCACAAAUAUACGUAACAUAUAUUUUGUAUUGAACUUAUAUAAUGUCUAGACCUCAGCUUUUGGAGCUUUUGGGUUGGUCAAUCUUUUAGGUAAGAGCUUCCUUCAUUGUUCACAACAUUCUUCUUUCACAAAGAGUAAGAAUUAAAAUAAUUCCCAAUAGUGGAACAUCGCUUGCCCCGGGGUACAAAGUCGUAACAGCAAAAUCUAUUUCUUUUCCUAUUUAUCGAUUCAAACAUUAUUGUUUUAGAAAUAUAUAAACCACGGUAAAAGUUAAACUUUUUUUCACAUUAUAGACAUUUAACUAAAAUUUUUUUGGAAUAAUAUUCCAUUAAGGGUAUAAAAUCGCUUUAUCAACCUUAAUUUAAUACUAUAUAUAUAUAUAUAAAAGUAGACUAAGUCUCCAACUAAUAUUUUUAUUGAAUUCUGUGUCUUCGAGAGUACGACAUACAUAAUACUUUCUAGUAUUAAUAAGCCUUCACAAAAAUUCGCUGGUUAUAGUGUAAAAAAUGAUUUUGCAAUCUAGGCAUAGACAUCGUACGAAAGAGAUGACAUACAGGAAAGAGACAGUUGCAUUUUCUAGUAUAUUUCUAGUAGGAAUAAGUUACAGUUAUUUCAGUCACAAAGGUAUUGCUAAUUAACAAGUGUGAUAAAGACAAUACAUAAUAUAUAAGCACAAUUUUAUACAUUUAGAUAUUUAGCAGUAAUCGAUACUAGCACACAAUGUUACCGAACGUACAAAAAUAUUGUUGAUUUUGUUUUGAAAAACAGCUAGAGUUUUAAUGUGAAUUGUUAUUUUAUUAUUAAAAUUCUAUUCAAAUUAA
Messenger RNA from Pieris rapae (cabbage white), 4837 nucleotides. Its product is annotated as 5-oxoprolinase. The record is from RefSeq and is a predicted model, not a curated record. Gene Ontology annotation, biological process: glutathione metabolic process. Gene Ontology annotation, molecular function: 5-oxoprolinase (ATP-hydrolyzing) activity. The transcript has 29 exons. Gene Ontology annotation, cellular component: cytosol. Lineage: Eukaryota; Metazoa; Arthropoda; Insecta; Lepidoptera; Pieridae. Bases 125 to 3991 code for a protein of 1288 amino acids.